AUGAAUUUCAUAAUUUUCCCAUCAAUACGGUCCAACAGCCGGUUGGAGCUUCGUUCGAACGUUCGUAAACUCCAAACUCGCAGCCGAAAGCGUUCAAACAUCCGCUCUUCCCGCACGCGCCGCUUGGGAAGAAUGUCCAACUCUUGGCCGGAGGAUGAGCUGGAUAUUACUAUAUAG
This is a messenger RNA of Drosophila takahashii, 177 nucleotides long. RefSeq lists its product as uncharacterized. The record is from RefSeq and is a predicted model, not a curated record. NCBI's taxonomy places the organism in Eukaryota, Metazoa, Arthropoda, Insecta, Diptera, Drosophilidae.